Nicrophorus vespilloides is the source of this 2770-nucleotide messenger RNA. RefSeq names its product glutamate receptor 1-like. Gene Ontology annotation, cellular component: plasma membrane; postsynaptic membrane. The record is from RefSeq and is a predicted model, not a curated record. NCBI's taxonomy places the organism in Eukaryota, Metazoa, Arthropoda, Insecta, Coleoptera, Silphidae. Gene Ontology annotation, biological process: modulation of chemical synaptic transmission; monoatomic ion transport; synaptic transmission, glutamatergic. Gene Ontology annotation, molecular function: transmitter-gated monoatomic ion channel activity involved in regulation of postsynaptic membrane potential; glutamate-gated receptor activity.
GUGCAAUAUUCGAGCAGGGCACGGAUGAAGUCCAAACUGCGUUCAAAUUUGCCAUGCUCAAUCACAACCAGAACGUGACUGCACGCCGUUUCGAACUACAGGCUUAUGUUGAUGUUAUCAACACCGCAGAUGCUUUCAAGUUGUCUAGACUUAUAUGCAACCAGUUUUCGAGAGGGGUGUUCUCGAUGCUGGGUGCAGUCUCGCCGGACUCCUUCGACACUCUUCAUUCCUACAGCAAUACAUUCCAGAUGCCAUUCGUGACGCCGUGGUUCCCAGAAAAGGUCCUGGCUCCCUCUUCGGGUUUCCUGGAUUACGCCAUUUCGAUGAGACCGGAAUACCAUCAAGCCAUCAUUGACACAGUCAGAUAUUACGGAUGGAAUAAAAUUGUUUACCUCUACGACUCGAAUGAUGGUUUAUUGAGGCUGCAGCAGAUAUAUCAAGGUUUGAUACCGGGGAACGAGAGCUUCACGGUUUCGACGGUGAGGAGAAUCAGUAAUGUUAGCGAGGCUUUACAGUUCCUUAGGGGUUUGGAGGAACAAUCGCGAUGGGAACACAAAUACGUCGUUCUCGAUUGUUCCGCGGACACAGCCAAAGAAAUCGUUGUAAGCCACGUGAGGGACAUCGCCUUGGGCAGGAGGACUUACCAUUAUCUUUUAUCUGGAUUGGUAAUGGAUGAUAGAUGGGAGAGCGAAGUAAUUGAAUAUGGGGCAAUCAACAUAACCGGCUUUCGGAUCGUCGAUUCGAGCAGGAAACACGUCAAAGACUUCUUGGAGGGCUGGAAAAGGCUUGACCCGCUGACGUCUCAAGGAGCAGGCAAGGAGAGCGUCAGUGCCCAAGCGGCACUAAUGUACGAUGCGGUCUUUGUACUAGUCGAGGCUUUUAAUAAAUUGCUGAGGAAGAAGCCAGACGUGUUCAGGAACAACAUGAGACGAGGACAGAUCUUCAAUAAUGGCAGUAAAGGAUUGGAUUGCAACGCGUCUGGCGGCUGGGUGUCUCCAUGGGAACACGGCGAUAAAAUCUCCAGAUUCUUGAGAAAGGUCGAGCUUGAGGGGAUUACAGGCGAGAUCCGAUUUAGUGACGAUGGCAGAAGGCAGAACUACACUUUGCAUGUUGUCGAAAUGACUGUUAACAGUGCCAUGGUUAAAGUUGCGGAAUGGAGCGAUGAGACAGGAUUCACGCCAGUUGCGGCUAAAUACGUCCGCCUUAAGCCUACUGCACACAUUGAAAGGAACAGGACUUACAUUGUCACAACAAUUGUGGAGGAGCCUUAUAUAAUGGUGCGCAUCCCUGAGCCGGGCGAAAUUCUCGUUGGAAAUGAUCGCUUCGAGGGUUACUGCAAGGAUUUGUCCGAAUUGAUUUCGAAGAAGCUCGGAAUAAACUAUGAGAUCCGGAUUGUGAAGGAUGGAACUUACGGCGCUGAAAAUCACGAGGUGAAAGGCGGAUGGGACGGCAUGGUUGGAGAGUUGGUUCGCCAAGAGGCGGAUUUAGCGAUAGCACCCAUGACGAUAACGUCGGAGCGUGAGCGAGUCAUCGACUUCAGCAAGCCCUUCAUGUCCCUAGGUAUAUCCAUUAUGAUAAAGAAGCCUGUGAAACAGAAGCCGGGCGUUUUCAGUUUCUUGAACCCGUUGUCCCGCGAAAUUUGGGUGAGCGUGAUAUUCAGUUACAUAGGGGUGAGCAUCGUCCUCUUCAUCGUCUCGAGAUUCUCCCCGUACGAAUGGAGGCUGCUCCAUCUCACAGGCGAGCACAGAGAUCCAUCUGGUCAGCACGGACCCCACAAUUCCAUGGCAAACGAUUUCAGCAUGUUAAAUUCAUUGUGGUUCGCACUAGGAGCCUUCAUGCAACAGGGGUGCGAUAUAUCGCCCAGGUCAAUCUCCGGCCGCAUAGUCGGCUCCGUUUGGUGGUUUUUCACGCUCAUCCUUAUUUCAUCCUACACGGCAAAUCUCGCUGCAUUUCUUACCGUCGAGCGAAUGGUCGCUCCGAUAAAUUCACCAGAGGAUCUCGUCUCGCAAACCGAGGUUCAAUACGGAACGCUUUAUCACGGAGCCACCUGGGACUUUUUCAGGCGGUCGCAAAUAACGCUCUACUCGAAAAUGUGGGAAUACAUGAAUUCCCGUAAAACGGUGUUCGUGCAGUCGUACAACGAGGGCAUUAGGCGAGUUCGCACAUCGAAAGGAAAAUACGCUCUGCUCAUAGAAUCCCCGAAGAAUGAUUACAUAAAUGAGCGCGAGCCCUGCGACACGAUGAAAGUAGGUAGGAAUUUGGAUGCGAAAGGGUUCGGCGUCGCGACGCCUCUCGGAUCCCCGCUAAGGGACGCCGUGAAUCUCGCGGUGUUAAACUUGAAGGAGAACGGGGAGCUGACGAAGCUGAUGAACAAAUGGUGGUUCGAUAGGACCGAAUGCAAACGCGAUAAACAGGACGCUUCGAGGAACGAGCUGUCCCUUAGUAACGUCGCCGGAAUUUUCUACAUCCUGAUCGGAGGGCUUUUGAUCGCGCUCGCAGUGGCCCUCAUUGAAUUCUGCUACAAGUCCCAUACGGAGGCAACAAGGGCGAAGAUUCCUCUGAGUGAUGCCAUGAAAGCCAAGGCUCGUCUCACAAUCGGCGUCGGACGAGACAUCGAUAAUGGAAGGUAUUACACACCGGCGAAUCAAAUAGCUGGAGCCAAUGAACAGGAACAACCUCACAGUAACACGCAUACACAAGUGUGAAUCACCAUAUCUUUUUAAUUAAAACUAUACAUUAUUUAUAUAUAUUUCAACAAAAAAAGAGAGGA